GGGUGGGCUGGGGAAGGAGGAAGGAGGAAGAGCCUCUGCAUCCUUCAGACCAAGACCUAACCUUGCCUUCUCUUCUGAUUCAAGAAUCCGGAGACACUUUUUGACUGCAGGAAGGGAGGAAAAUGGUUGGCUGGCAUAGAAGAGAGACAGCCAUGAGGCUCAGACCAGCCGACAACGGAAGCCUUGCAAUGCAUUCCUAAGGAAACUGUUGGAUCCUUACCCCCCCCCCCACACACACACGGAAAAAAACCCGCAUUUGCCCAAGGGAGAAAAAAGAACUCUGAAAACCCUCAACCCCACCGAUUUCCUAUCCGUUGUGAGUGGACAAGAUGCUUUAGCCUCCUGACGCACCUCUUAGCACCGUUUCAAGCUCCUCCCACCCCUUCGCAGCCAUGCCGCCACGCCCCUCUUCCGGGGAGCUGUGGGGGCUCCACCUCAUGCCCCCACGGAUCAUGGUGGACUGCUGCCUCCCCAACGGCAUGAUCGUCACGCUCGAGUGCCUGCGCGAAGCCACGCUUCUGGGCAUCAAGCACGACCUUUUCAAGGAGGCCAGGAAAUACCCGCUUUUCCACUUGCUGCAGGAGGAAUCUUCCUACAUCUUCGUAGGGGUGACGCAGGAAGCCGAGAGGGAAGAAUUCUUUGACGAGUCCCGGCGCCUUUGCGACCUCCGUCUCUUCCAGCCCAUCCUGAAGGUCAUUGAGCCAGUGGGAAACCGGGAGGAAAAGAUCCUCAACCGGGAAAUUGGGUUUGCGAUCGGGAUGCCCAUCUGCGAAUUCGAGCUGGUCAAGGACCCUGAGGUGCAGGAAUUUCGGCGGAACAUCCUGUCGGUUUGCCGCGAAGCCGUGGAGACCCGGGGAUCUGCGGGGCCCCCGAGUCAGGCUCUGUAUGUCUACCCUCCCAAUGUGGAAUCCAGCCCAGAGUUGCCCAAACACGUGUACAGCAAACUGGACAAAGGUCGGAUCAUAGUUACCAUUUGGGUUAUUGUGUCUCCAAACAACGACAAACAGAAAUACACCCUCAAGACCCCGCACGACGCGCUGCCGGAGCAGGUGAUCGCCGAGGCCAUCCGGAAGAAGACGCGGAGCAUGCACCUGUCGCCGGAGCAGCUGCGCCUGUGCGUGCAGGAGUACCAGGGGAAGUACCUCCUCAAGGUGUGCGGCUGCGACGAGUACUUGCUGGAGAAAUACCCGCUCAGCCAGUACAAGUACAUGAGGAACUGCAUCACCAUCGGCCGCCUGCCCCACCUGAUGCUCAUGAGCAAGGAGAGCCUCUACAGCCAGCUGCCGGCCAACGUCUUUGUGCUACCCUCCUAUGCCCGCCGCUCGGCCACCUCUUCCCACGUCAACGGAGAUGUCCCCACCAAGUCGCUCUGGUCCAUCAACAGCCUCCUGCGCAUCAAGAUCCUGUGCGCCACCUACGUCAACGUCAACAUCCGGGAUAUCGAUAAGAUCUAUGUCCGGACGGGGAUUUUCCACGGCGGGGAGCCCCUUUGCGAUAACGUCAACACGCAGCGCGUUCCAUGUUCCAACCCUCGGUGGAACGAGUGGCUGUCGUACGACAUCUAUCUCACCGACUUGCCCCGGGCUGCUCGACUCUGCGUUUCCAUCUGCUCAGUGAAAGGCCGGAAAGGGGCCAAGGAGGAACACUGCCCCCUGGCCUGGGGCAAUGUCAACCUCUUUGAUUACAAAGACACGCUGGUGGCUGGGAAAAUGGCCUUGAACCUUUGGCCCGUUCCCCAUGGCCUGGAGGAUUUGCUGAACCCCAUUGGAGUGGGGGGCUCCAACCCCAACAAAGAGACCCCGUGCCUUGAGCUGGAAUUCACUUGGUACAGCCACACCGUCAAAUUUGCUGAUGCCACCGAGAUAGAAGAGCAUGCCAACUGGGCCAUGUCCCGGGAGCUUGGGCUCAACUACUGCAUGGUGGGACUGAGCAACCGCCUGGCCCGGGACAGCUCCCUGGAUGAGAGCGAGCUGGAGCAGCUGCGAAGCAUCUGCAACCGGGACCCCCUUUCAGAGAUCACUGAGCAAGAGAAGGACUUCCUGUGGCGACACCGGCACUACUGUGUCAACAUCCCAGAGACCCUCCCUAAAUUACUGCUGUCUGUCAAGUGGAAUUCACGGGACGAGGUGGCUCAGAUGUACUGCCUCCUCCGGGAAUGGCCGCUGAUUAAACCUGAGCUCUCCAUGGAACUCCUCGAUUGCAAUUUCCCAGAUCCGGUCGUGAGGGAGUUUGCUCUGAAAUGUCUUGUGAAGGGCCUCACAGACGACAAGCUUUCCCAGUAUCUCAUCCAGCUGGUGCAGGUUCUCAAGUAUGAGCAAUACCUGGACAACCCCUUGGCUCGCUUCCUGACUAUGAAAGCCCUGACCAACCAGCGGAUUGGGCAUUUUUACUUCUGGCAUCUCAAGUCAGAGAUGCACAGCAAGCCUGUCUCUCAGCGCUUUGGGCUGAUGCUGGAGGCCUUUUGCCGGGGCUGCGGGAUGUACCUCAAGCACCUGAACAGGCAGGUGGAGGCCAUGGAGAAACUCAUCAACCUCACCGACAUCCUCAAGCAAGAGAAGAAAGACGAGACACAGAAGAUGCAGAUGAAGUUCCUGGUGGAGCAGAUGAGGAGGCCAGAUUACAUGGAGGCACUUCAGGGCUUCAUCUGUCCCCUCAACCCAGUGCACCAGCUGGGCAACCUCCGAUUGGAUGAGUGCCGGAUCAUGUCUUCAGCCAAGCGCCCCUUGUGGCUCAACUGGGAGAAUCCCGACAUCAUGUCCGAGCUGCUCUUCACAAACCACGAGAUCAUUUUUAAAAAUGGAGAUGACCUCCGGCAAGAUAUGUUGACUCUGCAGAUCAUCCGCAUCAUGGAGAGCAUGUGGCAGAGCCAAGGACUGGACCUCAGGAUGCUGCCCUAUGGCUGCCUCUCCAUUGGGGACUGCGUGGGCCUCAUCGAGGUGGUGAAGAGCUCCCACACCAUCAUGCAGAUCCAGUGCAAGGGUGGCCUCAAGGGGGCGCUGCAGUUCAACAGCAACGCUCUGCACCACUGGCUGAAGGACAAGAACAAGGGAGAGGGCUAUGACGCUGCCAUUGACCUAUUCACACGCUCCUGCGCCGGUUACUGCGUCGCCACCUUCAUCCUGGGCAUCGGGGACCGCCACAACAGCAACAUCAUGGUCAAGGACGAUGGGCAGCUGUUCCACAUUGACUUUGGCCAUUUCCUGGACCACAAGAAGAAGAAGUUUGGCUACAAGCGGGAGCGAGUCCCCUUCGUCCUCACCCAGGACUUCCUCAUCGUCAUCAGCAAAGGGGUGCAGGAAUGUACCAAGACCAAAGAGUUCGAGAGGUUCCAGGAGAUGUGCUACAAGGCCUACCUGACCAUCCGCCAGCACGCCAACCUGCUCAUCAACCUCUUCUCCAUGAUGCUGGGCUCGGGGAUGCCGGAGCUGCAGUCGUUUGACGACGUGGCCUACCUGCGCAAGACCCUGGCGCUGGACAAGUCCGAGCAAGAGGCGCUGGAGUACUUCACCAAGCAGAUGAACGAGGCCCACCACGGUGGGUGGACCACCAAGAUGGACUGGAUCUUCCACACCAUCCGCCACAUGCCCCUGAGCGAGGCCGGCCACGACUGAGAAGGACCCUCUGCCACCAGGAAGAGAGGAAACGCUGGCCCUUGAGAGUAGCAAGAGAGAGGCCAAGCGCCGUCGGGGCUACCAAGGCAAGGGGGGGGGGAGCCCUGUGUGAACUCGGGCAACCAGGUUCUUGAUCCCCUCACGGGACCAGCAGGGAGGGGAUCCAGGAGCGCUGAUGUGCCUUGCAGGACGCGAGGAAGGGAGGAAAAGGAGGGGAGAGGGUCGCCCACCCCCUGCACUGGGGGUAAGGGAUCUUGAGGUUGAGAGAGGUUGGGGGCAGGAAGCGGAGACCAGGCACCCAGCCUUCCAGUUCCCUUCUGCAGGUAGGAGGGGGGCAGGCAUGGAAACGGACCCUUUUUCCUCCCAGAAGUGUGUGUGUUUUUCUCACCCUUUCACCAAAUUUGAAAUUCUCUUUCCCGCUUUUUAUUUUAGGGGCUAAAACAGGAGACACACUUCCGCUCUGCCCUCCAGGCAGGUUUAUACUUGAAUUGCCCCCACUGCCCUUCUCUCCCCCUCCUUGGCAGAAAACGGCGAGAGGGAGCUGGAGAGGGGAGUGGGGUCAAGGGGAGGGGAUUUUACUGUGGGGGAAAUGGGCAGAAAGUGGCAAUACUUGAAAAAAAAAUGUCCAGGGUUGGAAAGGAGACAAAAAAAAUAUGAUUAUUUUCUCUCUCUUUUUUUUCAAAUAAAAUUUUGAAAAAGAGAGUAUUGGUUGGAAAUGGAAAACGAGAAUAGCAGUAAUUCCAACUUGGAUUACAAAGGCUUUAGGAAUUGCCUUAUGUGAAGCAGUUCAUUGAGUUAAUUCUGUGCAAAGGAGGACACAGUUCUUUCUGUCUGCCCCGAACCUCCUGCCUGUGCAUCUCACAGCACGACCCCCAAGUUCUAAUAAUGAGGGGGGGGGCCAGGAAAACCACCUCUCUCUGCCCCACAAAUGAUGUCCGGAGCAUGUGCUGUCUGGGGCUGAUGGGAGUUGUAGUCCAAAAUGUCUGGAGGGCCCCUAGUCAGCAAAUGCUGUGUUAACAAGAUGGGCAGACUGAGAGUAGAAUGGGUCAGCGCGUUUGUGCGUUUGAGAAGGAUGCACGGACUCUGUAAGGACCGUGGAGAAAAGGAGAUUGAGGAACUCUGUGUUUUUAGAAGACAGCACUAAAAAAAAAAACCUCUGGAGAAUUUUGCUCUCUUUUGCUGAUAGUAUGGGUAAGUGGCGACAGAAAAUGUAUUUGGUGCCAAAGGAAAAUAUGUUUCAUACUAUUUAUCACCCACCCUAAUGGCACUGCACAACUUUACACACACUUUUACAACAUUCCCACCCCCUUGACUCCAGCUCCUGCCCCCUCUUGUGCUUCAGCUUUGGGGGGGGGGGGUAGUCUUCAAAGAGACAGUUGCACCAUCGAGGGGCCCUGACACCCUCUCCUAGCCCACUUUCCCCAAAACCUCCUGAGUAGGAGUAGGCAUCAGGGCUGCUGACACGAGAGCAGACCCUUAAACUCACCACACUUUGCCCUGUAACCAUGAGCAGGUAGUAUAAAAGUUAGAUCUGAGCCCCCAAAAGCAGCCCAUUAAAUCUUCUCAGACACAGGAGAUCACCAGCCUGGUUCCCCCCCUCCUCCCCCCUUGGCAACAGGUAUACAGUGGAACCUCGGUUUAUGAACACCUCGGUUUAUGAAUUUUCGGUUUAUGAACGCCGCGGACCCAUCUGGAACGGAUUAAUUCAUUUUCCAUUACUUUCAAUGGGAAAGUUCGCUUCAGUUUAUGAAUGCUUCAGUUUAUGAACAGACUUCCGGUACCAAUUACACCCAUGCUUCAGUUUAUGAACGCUUCAGUUUAAGUACUCCGCGGACCCGUCUGGAACGGAUUAAUCCACUUUCCAUUACUUUCAAUGGGAAAGUUCGCUUCAGUUUAUGAACGCUUCAGUUUAUGAACAGACUUCCGGAACCAAUUGUGUUCAUAAACCGAGGUACCACUGUAGUGGGAUAACUAGUCUCUUAAAUUCACAAAUAGCCACACUGGCUGGAGCUGAUGGGAGUUGUAGUCUUAAAAUGUGGUUACAGGUAGGUAGCCGUGUUGGUCUGAGUAUUAAAAUGUGGGUUUGCAAAGGCUGAACAAGAGUCUACACUGCCUUGACAAGAUCAGGGAAAGCUCAGCUCCUUCUCUUAUGAAUAGUGACAGAGGGCUGCUUAUCAGGGCCGGCUCUAAGGCAAGGCUGGGUGGCGUAAUGUGCCAGGGCGCCGCCGCGCUGCGCCCACCAGACAGCCGCAUCGGGAAAUGGGGGGGGGCGCCGGAGGGAUCUUCGCACCAGGACGCCAGAUACGCUUAAGACGGCCCUGCUGCUUAUUUCUGGUGGGUGGGAUUCCAGGAUCCUUGGACAAAUGCAAUGAGCUGCUGAUGACACUGUAUUUGUCAGGAAUCGGUAGUAUGGUUGAGGGACACUGAGAUUCCUAAAAACUGGUCUUGGUAUCUCAGAAUAACGACCAUAAAGUAACACUUGUCCCAUUUUCAAA
Molecule: messenger RNA, 6106 nt
Organism: Zootoca vivipara (common lizard)
Lineage: Eukaryota; Metazoa; Chordata; Lepidosauria; Squamata; Lacertidae
Product: phosphatidylinositol 4,5-bisphosphate 3-kinase catalytic subunit alpha isoform
Biological process (GO): cell migration; phosphatidylinositol-mediated signaling; phosphatidylinositol-3-phosphate biosynthetic process
Cellular component (GO): phosphatidylinositol 3-kinase complex, class IA; cytoplasm; plasma membrane
Molecular function (GO): 1-phosphatidylinositol-3-kinase activity; 1-phosphatidylinositol-4-phosphate 3-kinase activity
Source: RefSeq, a predicted model, not a curated record